Salvia hispanica is the source of this 1431-nucleotide messenger RNA. RefSeq lists its product as uncharacterized. The record is from RefSeq and is a predicted model, not a curated record. Lineage: Eukaryota; Viridiplantae; Streptophyta; Magnoliopsida; Lamiales; Lamiaceae.
CACAUUUUCAAGUAAAACUCCACCACUCCCCUCCGUUGACCUUUCUCUUUACUUAUUUCUCACAACACAACGCAUCUCUCAUGCUUAUAUCACCAUCCACCUCCCCUCAAAUUAUACGUACUGUUUGGUUUUAUCUUUUUCACCAAUAUAUUUAUGAUAUGGCAACUCAUAAAACGAUUGAACCUAAAAGGAAGCAAUCCUUUGUACGCAGCUGGGUUCCAUCACUAAUUUUUCUUUCAACACUCUUCUUCAUAGGGAGUGCUCUGUUACUUACUGAUCAUAAAGAGAGGUUUUUUGGAUGCAGUCUUCAUCCAACAGAGGUGACAAAAUCCAAGAAUUGUGAGAAAGAGUGCAUUCCUGAUGGAACUGAGACACUACCAAGAGGUAUUGUCACAAGAACUUCUGAUCUGGAGAUGAGGCCACUUUGGGGCCCUCCUAAGAAGAAGAAGUCGAAGUCACCAAUGAACUUACUGGCUGUUGCAGUCGGGAUAAAGCAAAAGAAAAAUGUAAAUGAGAUUGUAAAGAAGUUCCAGCUCACUGAUUUUGCCAUCAUGCUUUUUCAUUAUGAUGGCAAUGUGGAUGGAUGGAGAGAUCUAGAAUGGAGUAGCGAUGCCAUACAUGUUGCCGCUGUAAACCAAACUAAGUGGUGGUUUGCCAAGCGGUUCUUACAUCCUGAUGUUGUGGCAGCAUACGACUAUAUUUUCCUGUGGGAUGAAGAUCUUGGUGUUGAACAUUUUCAUGUUGAAAGAUAUCUCUCAAUUAUUAAAGAAGAGGGACUGCAAAUAUCACAGCCUGCAAUUGAUGCUGACAAAUCCGAGGUCCAUUACACACUUACAGCAAGAAAAACAAAUUCUACAUUACACCGGAGGGCUGUUAAUUUACAUGGCCCAGGAUUUAAGUGUUUUGAAAACAAUGUGGACCCUCCGUGCACGGGGUUCGUGGAGAUGAUGGCUCCUGUGUUCUCGAGAGAAUCGUGGCGUUGUGCUUGGCACAUGAUUCAGAAUGACCUUGUUCAUGCAUGGGGCUUGGAUUUUUUGCUGGGGUACUGUGUACAGGGCAAUAGAACCGAAAAUAUUGGUGUUGUCGACUCUGAGUAUUUAAUCCACCCGGGUAUUCCUUCCCUUGGAGGUUCAGGAGAUGGAAAGACGAAUGCUGAAAUUGAUCGGCUAGCUUCCAUGACAACCACAGUGGAAGGAUUUGAUGGUAGAACUUCUGUGAGAAUAUCGUCGUAUAUCGAGUUAAACAAGUUCAAAAUUAGGUGGGGGAAUGCUGUGAGAGAAGAUGAGUGUUGGGUAGAUCCAUUCCAUCAACCCUCUUAAGCCAAAGCUGAUCAUCAUUAUUCAUUAAUAAAGAUAGUUUCACCACACACCAAAAUACUUGUACAAAAAAAACAUAACUUCGUUCUAUUCAAAUGAGAAUCUGAUUUGUGAA